Penicillium oxalicum is the source of this 267-nucleotide messenger RNA. RefSeq lists its product as uncharacterized. The transcript is spliced from 5 exons. The record is from RefSeq and is a predicted model, not a curated record. Bases 1 to 267 code for a protein of 88 amino acids. Lineage: Eukaryota; Fungi; Ascomycota; Eurotiomycetes; Eurotiales; Aspergillaceae.
AUGGUUCAAUUCUCCGAAGAGACCAAGGAGCGUGUCUCCAAGCGGCUACCUCCCAUUGAUUGUCUAUCUCGGAUAUUCCUACAGCGAGCCCAAGCCUUCCCUCUUCAAGCUUUUCUCGCCCCUGGCAUAGAUGCCAACUCUGACCCAUCCAACAUCGAGCCAGACCAGUCGCUGGAUGCCGAGCCCCCCGAAGUAUCCUUCAACGGCUUCUCGAACCGAUCAUCCUGCCAUUUCUCUAUGUCGGACCUCCGUCAUACGAGAGUUUGA